Molecule: messenger RNA, 932 nt
Organism: Amoebophrya sp. A120
Lineage: Eukaryota; Dinophyceae; Syndiniales; Amoebophryaceae
Source: the annotation of a GenBank genome assembly
GGAAAAGCGACAAAGCAAUCGUCGAAAACAGAGGUGGCAGUGAAACAAACCGCUGCCGCUUCUAGAAAGAGUACUGGCGGCGGUAUUAGUAGAACUAAGAGCUCUAGUUGUACCUCCGCGGCCCUGGGGAAGAAGAGAAACGACACCAAGACCACCUCCUCUGAAGACGCGAUCGGGAAAAAAGCGGCGAAAAAAACCCUGCUGGAGCUGGAUUUGGAGGAGAAUCAAAUGAAAAAUGAAAAACCAACACCAACGGUUACGAAGGGCAAGAAAGGAAAGGAAGCCAAAGUAUAAAACAAUUUUGUUACGAGCACGAGCAGCUCAUGGGAAUUAUACCAGAUUGAUUCUUUUGCUUUUCUUUCUGAAGCGAAAGCUGAACUUCCGCCCGCGGCGUUAUGUAGUUGUAGCUUUUACCACACGACAGACAUCAGGGUUAUAUUUUUACUUGUUCUACUAAAAAAAUAUGUUCCAUGUCCAAAUUCUUCAAAUACUACCAGGCCACUGGGAAGGAGUCAGGCACCUCCAGCAAGGGAAUCGCCAAGGACAAGUACGAGGUUAGUGGCGCGAAGCCGGCCGCGCUGGAAGCUUCUUCCAAGUUGAACUUGAAGCGCAAGAGCACGGUGAAAGAAGAUUUGCCUUCCUCGGGCGAAUAUCAAAUGCAAAAAUGUCUGGGUCUGGAAACUUGUAAUGCUAAAAGUGAAUGAAAAACGCAUUGCAGUACGCAGCUACGCAUGACAAAUGUGUUGGCUGCCAUGUCUUAUAUAUUCCGCAUGGCAAACUGCGUUUUGGCAUGACAACCAAGAGGGCCUUGUCGUGCCUAUGCAGCACAGAUUCUCGAGUCAUGCCAGACAAGCAUGACAAACUGAAACUUUCAUUCUUCCAGACCCAGACAUUUUUGCAGGUGAUAGCGAAGUGACGAAACGGAGAACGAC